Molecule: messenger RNA, 810 nt
Organism: Diaporthe batatas
Lineage: Eukaryota; Fungi; Ascomycota; Sordariomycetes; Diaporthales; Diaporthaceae
Product: 2,5-diamino-6-(ribosylamino)-4(3H)-pyrimidinone 5'-phosphate reductase
Exons: 2
Coding region: 1-810 (269 amino acids)
Biological process (GO): riboflavin biosynthetic process
Molecular function (GO): 5-amino-6-(5-phosphoribosylamino)uracil reductase activity
Source: RefSeq, a predicted model, not a curated record
AUGCCUCGCCGGGGUGGUUCCCUCGACUCGGCCAUCGCCACGGCGCCCGGCGCGCGCACGGCGCUCUCGGGCCCGGCGACAAAGGCCAUGACGCACUUCCUGCGCAGCCGGCACGACGCCAUCCUCGUGGGCGUGGGCACCGCCGCCGCCGACGACCCGGGGCUCAACUGCCGGCUCGAGGUCGAGAUGGGCGGGGGCCACCAGCCGCGGCCCGUGGUGCUGGACCCCCGGGCGCGGUGGGCCGUCUCGGACGGCAGCAGGGCCGUGGAGCUCGCGCGGGAGGGGAAGGGGCUCGGGCCGUGGGUCCUCGUCGCCGAGGGCGUCGUCCCCGACGCGGGGCGGGCGGCGGUGCUUGAGGCGGUCGGGGGGAGGUAUAUCGCUGUCGCGGGGGCGGGGAGGGCUGCCGAGCAGGGGGUGGCGAAGGGGGGAGGGGAGGAGGCGGACCAGGCGCGAGGGGAGGGGGUGGGCGGCGGCGGCGGCGGCGGCGGCGGCGUUGCCGGCCCGAGGCCGGUGAUGACGUGGGACAACAUCUUUGGCGUGCUGUGGGAGGAGGGCAUCAACAGCGUCAUGGUGGAAGGCGGGGCCGCCGUCAUCAACGACCUGCUGCUGCUCGCCAACGAGGGGCUCGACGUGGUGGACUCGGUCAUCGUCACGGUGGCCCCCGUGUGGCUGGGCGCCGGCGCCGUCACCGUCGCGCCCGAGAGGCCCGUCGACGCGCACAUGCGCCGCGUCCCCGGGCCGAGGCUGACGGACGUCGUCUGGACCCAGAUGGGCGACGACAUGGUGCUCUGUGGGAGGAUCAUGCGGUAG